CGGCCCUCGGCUUGAGGGCGAAGGCAACUACAAAUCCCUGCACCGCCCGCGGCCUUGGAACCCAGCCCCUGACGGACUACAGCUCCCGGCUGAACCCGGAUUCCCAGGGCCCAUGCUUACACCUGACAAACGAUGGCCUGAGCUAUGAACAAACAGGACUAUAUGAACACUUCGGUGCAAGAGCCCCCUCUUGACUACUCCUUCCGAAGCAUCCACGUGACCCAAGAUCUGUUAAGCGAGGAGCCACGGACAGGGCUACGACCACUAAGGCACGCAAAGUCAGGGAAGUCAAUGUCUCAGUCCCUGUGGCUGAACAACAAUGUCCUCAAUGACCUGAGAGACUUCAACCAUGUGGUUUCACAGCUUCUGGAGCAUCCGGAGAACCUGGCCUGGAUUGACCUGUCCUUCAACGACCUGACUUCCAUUGACCCUGUCCUGACAACUUUCUUCAACUUGAGUGUGCUCUACCUCCAUGGCAACAGCAUCCAGCGCCUUGGAGAGGUGAACAAGCUGGCUGUCCUCCCUCGGCUCCGCAGCCUGACACUCCAUGGGAACCCCAUAGAGGAAGAGAAGGGGUAUAGGCAAUAUGUGCUGUGCACCCUGCCCCGUAUCACCACGUUCGACUUCAGUGGGGUCACCAAGGCAGACCGCACAACAGCUGAAGUGUGGAAACGCAUGAACAUCAAACCCAAGAAGGUCUGGAUCAAGCACAACGCACUCUGAGGUUCCUGGGACCCCAGCAGUCCUAAAGGCCCGGGGAUGGUCAGUUUGGUUUGACAAUAAAUGAUUUGAGCUGUUCAGCAGA
Messenger RNA from Eubalaena glacialis (North Atlantic right whale), 805 nucleotides. It is a transcript of the gene LRRC51, whose product is annotated as leucine rich repeat containing 51. Gene Ontology annotation, molecular function: protein binding. The record is from RefSeq and is a predicted model, not a curated record. Lineage: Eukaryota; Metazoa; Chordata; Mammalia; Artiodactyla; Balaenidae. The coding region runs from base 145 to 723 and encodes 192 amino acids. The transcript has 5 exons.